Molecule: messenger RNA, 1339 nt
Organism: Raphanus sativus (radish)
Lineage: Eukaryota; Viridiplantae; Streptophyta; Magnoliopsida; Brassicales; Brassicaceae
Product: plant cysteine oxidase 5
Exons: 6
Coding region: 306-1034 (242 amino acids)
Molecular function (GO): oxidoreductase activity, acting on single donors with incorporation of molecular oxygen, incorporation of two atoms of oxygen
Source: RefSeq, a predicted model, not a curated record
UGAAGAAACUGAAACUCACCUUGUCUUCUUUAUAUCUGAACCCGUUUCUAACUUUAGCUGUCAUUCCUCUUUUUUCUUAUUGUAAUAUUCUUGCGUGUGUGAUGAUUUCUGAACUCGGUGUUAUUCAUUCACUUGUUAAACUCCAUCAAAAACACACCACUUUUGAUUUGCAAGAGACUCUCCGAGUUGAUCUCUGUUUUCAUUCACCAACUCCAAGUCUCCUCCAACCUUGAUCAGAGGUUGCUUAAAGGGAGUGAUAGAAGAGGAGGAGGAGCUCAAAGAACUUGUCUUGUUUUGUGAGUAUCAUGCCGUAUUUUAUUCAGAGGCUUUUCAAUACUUGCAAGUCGUCUCUGUCACCUAAUGGACCUGUGUCUGAGGAGGCCUUAGACAAGGUUCGCAACGUCUUGGAGAAAAUCAAGCCGUCUGAUGUUGGUCUCGAACAGGAAGCUCAACUGGUGCGCAACUGGUCUGGUCCUGGGAGCGAUCGUAAUGGAAACCAUAAUUCUCUGCCAGCAAUUAAGUACCUUCAUUUACAUGAGUGUGACAGCUUCUCGAUUGGAAUUUUCUGCAUGCCUCCUUCGUCAGUCAUACCACUUCAUAACCAUCCAGGCAUGACUGUGCUAAGUAAGCUCGUUUACGGUUCAAUGCAUGUGAAAUCGUAUGAUUGGGUUGAGACUGAUCCAUCUGAGCUAGACAAUCCAUUACAAGCAAGACCUGCAAAGCUGGUGAAGGAUACUGAUAUGACAGCCCCUUGCUCAGCAACCACACUAUAUCCAACAACAGGCGGCAACAUCCAUUGUUUCAAAGCCAUUACUCAUUGUGCUAUCUUUGAUAUCUUAUCUCCUCCAUACUCUUCUACUCAUGGAAGACAUUGCAACUACUUCCGUAAAUCCCCACUACAGGACUUGCCUAGUGAGAUUGAAGUGAUGAAUGGAGAAGUGAUCUCAAACGUGACAUGGCUUGAAGAGUAUCAACCUCCAGAUAACUUUGUGAUAUGGAGAGUUCCGUACAGAGGCCCUGUGAUCAGAAAAUGAGACAUGGAAAAAAGAUUUGAAGCAUACAAGACGAGAGCAGCAAGAAGAAGGAGCUUAUCAUCAGGAGAAUAAAAUUACUAAACCGUUCAGAAAGGCGUUGCUGCUUUGUGGUCAAGAAGGUUCUUACAGACUUGUGAGCUUCAGCCUACUUUACUUAGAAUGUUUUACUAUUACAUAUACAUCCUUACGAUUACUCUACUAUAGUUUAAUAUGAUAGCUUUUCUUUGUCUUACAUAAACACAAUUGCUCACAAACAAUGUAUUUAGUUUCAUUUUUGUUUUCCAUUGAUACUUUGCCUUUGGUUA